Messenger RNA from Paramuricea clavata, 1290 nucleotides. The record is from the annotation of a GenBank genome assembly. NCBI's taxonomy places the organism in Eukaryota, Metazoa, Cnidaria, Anthozoa, Malacalcyonacea, Plexauridae.
CAAAUUACAAUAGACUGCAGUGUAACAUAUUUAGUGAUCGACCUGGUCAUCAAUCUUUCCGAAGAACACCUGAUCAAUCACUUCAAGUAUCAUGGAGAAGUGCUCAAAGAAACUAGAGUUUAACCCAAAUACAAGUAAACUAACAGUAACAAGGUUACCAAUGAAAAACUGUGAUAAAUGUAAAAGUAUAAAUAUGUCUGCAUCGGGGUUCUUUGGUGGUAGCUUUGUUGCACCACUUGAUAAAAACAAAAUCGUGAUAUUCCCUCAAUCUUAUGGUAAGAAAGACGUUUCCGUCGAAACCAUGCACAUUUCAUGCCAAUCUGACAUGUAUCAACCUGUCCACAACUAUGGCGGAGUGAUUAUUUACCAAUACGACAGCAAGUCAGAAUGGAGAACUGCCAACAACACUCACUGUAAGACUGGCUAUAUCGUCAUUCAAGACACAGAUUCAGAAAAUGUUAAGCAAUGGAGAAAUGAGCCUGGUGCAGUUCACGGAGCUGUCUAUAGAAAUGCCUUCGGUGAAUCUGUGAACGAGGCGGAAGUCGUUGGCGAAGGUUUUGCGAUACGGAAUGAUACUACGUUUGAAAUUAAUUCAAGCGUUUUCAGCAACCCACUGGGCAGUGCAUUUCACGAUUAUCGUAGAAGGAUGCAUGAAUUGUCAGAGCAUUCCGUCAGAAAGAUAGUAGAGUAUUGGAAGACUGCUGGUCCUUGCUGGCUCAGAGAAAUUUUGAAGUAAAACAGUUGCUCGAAGAUUUCUAUCCAGAAUCGAUUCGAUACGAUUCCAGUUGGGAAGAGUCGAUGAAAAGUCCAUCUCUAAAUUUAUUUCACAAUGUGGAGUUCAGUACCGCAAACACGCCUAUUGGGGUGAUAUUUGAUUACUCCUUUCAAUAAAGAAAGCAUUAGUUAACGAACGAAUUUAAGUCUAGCUAUAGCUUUAAAGUAUUUAAUAAGCCUCACUGACGACUUAUAGCCACGCAACAGUAAACUGCAUGGCCCACAUUAUAUUUUUAGUAUAAAGUUAUUAAACAGUCAAAGCUAUUUGGCAUGAUUAUUUUAUAAGAAAUUCGUGUCACGUCAAUUUUUUGUUGUAAAUUUUUGAAAGGGUCGUUUCAAGCAACGAGACAAUGGUGCGCAGGUAGCUGUUUUGAACGGAUGAUUAAACACGAUUUCAUACUUUAAUUAAUAGACUUCAGUACUAACUGAUCUGAAUUUAUAUAUAGAGAGCUUGAAAUAGCCCCUGUGACAUUUCGUGACUGGAAACUCUUGUCAACUAAGUUCUGGAAAACUUUA